Molecule: messenger RNA, 422 nt
Organism: Gilbertella persicaria
Lineage: Eukaryota; Fungi; Mucoromycota; Mucoromycetes; Mucorales; Choanephoraceae
Exons: 3
Coding region: 58-321 (87 amino acids)
Cellular component (GO): mitochondrion
Source: RefSeq, a predicted model, not a curated record
GGGAUAUGUCAAGAUCCAGCGCAGUCAAAAAGAUAAAAUGUUUUUUUAUUUUGUAAUAUGCACCCCCAAUUAGAAGCACACAAGAACGAAGGUUGCGAUGCAGUGAUCGAAGCCUUAGAAGAAUGUCAUCGUGCAGGUACAUUUAACAAGUUUAUUGGUACUUGCAAUGCAGCAAAGAAAGCAGUCGACGAUUGUCUCCAAAGAGAGUUUCUUGCUCAACGUGCAUUAAAUAAAGAAAAAACAAAGGCUAAGAGAAAGAGAAUGGAACAGAUUUGGAAAGAAAUGGAAGAGCCGCCAGCUUAUUUAGAAGAAAGUAAAUAAAAAUGCCAUUGUGAAUAGUUUUUACUUUGUUGAUGGAUACAUAAAAGAAUGCUCUAUAGUACAGAUGUUCUAUAACAAAGGGUGUGUUACAUGCUUGCAAU